ACUUUUCAGACCACUACCAAGGUGCUAAGUUGGAAUGUAUUGUAAACGAAUACAACUUCAAGUUAGGUUGCUUAGUUAGGGACAGGUACUCAAUUUGCAGCCACGAUGUCGUCUGACAAAAUUUUAUCCCCAAUGGAAGAUGAAGAAUUAGUGCAAUUGUUCCAAUCUGAAAGUUUCACUAAUUGCAUGAGGCGUGUGCUUCAUUUGGAUGUCACUGAGCAGCUGAUCCAGCGCACUUUAAAAUCCUUCUCGAAAGAAUCAAAAACAUCAACCAAUGAGAAAUGUCACAGAACUGCCAAAGAACUUAGAAUUGAGGGCAAUAAAUAUUUCAAAAAUAAAAAUUUUGAGAAGGCUCUUGAUCUAUAUAACAAGGCCUUAACCUUCUCAGACUUGAAAGUUGAUGAGGAUGGAGUAGGAGGGAGUGGAGAAAACAGUGAAUAUGUCCUCUGCCUGGCCAACAGGUCAGCUGUCCACUAUCAUCUUCAUCAUUAUCAGUUCUGCAUUAAUGAUGUGCAAAACUCUCUGGGUCAUAACUACCAGCCUACCCACAAGCUGAUACUGAGGAGAGCGCAGUGCUUCUUCCAUCUCAACAACUUCUCUGAAGCAAAAAAUGAUCUCAUGGUGCUGAAGAUGGCUCCUCAAAAUGGCGCCAAACCGGAGGAAGUAGAUGAUUGGUUGAGGAAAAUUGAACUGCAGCAGCAACAGAAGCAGCCACAACAACCACAGCAUCAUCAUUUACAACAACCACGAAAUGAACAUACACAAGAAGAAAUUUUAAAAGUGAAGGGAGGUAAGAGUGAUGUGCUUAUGCAGGCGUCACGCUGUGUUUGUGUGCAGUUUUCAGAGGAGAAGACAAGAUAUCUUGUGGCGAGGGGUGAGUUAGAGGAGGGAGAUGUGCUGAUCAUGGAACGACCUUUCGUCUGUCUCCUCCUCCCACCCUACUACCACUCCAGAUGCUUCAACUGCCUCGGAGAUCUGGAAAAUUUCUAUCCUUGCUUAACAUGUAGGAGAGUGAGGUACUGCAGUGGGGAGUGCAGGAGUGAAGCAUGGAGGUCACACCAUCACAUUGAAUGCCCGUAUAUGGAGAUGUUGGAGAGUGGCUGUCAACAUCAAAGUAUCAUUAACUCCGAUACUGCAUCGCACGGUACUUUUUCAGUACUGGCUGUGGUAUCGGUGAUACCUUUGAUACCAAGUAUCAAACUCGAUACCUUUGAGUGUCAAACAGCAUCAGUGCUGCUGAGAUGUUUGGAAGAGAGUUCAUUCUUUGAAGGUUACAAAAAUCUGGAAGAGGAUUAUGAAGGUUUCAGAGCGUUUAUUGGGGGCUUGUUACUGAGGCACAUAUGCCAGCUGAUAUGUAACGCGCACGCUGUGAAUGACCUUGAACUGACCCAGUUAGCUAGCUCCUCAUUGGUUGAUUCAGAACAGCAGGUGAGGAUAGCAACGGCUAUCUACCCAACAGCCAGCCUGAUGAAUCACUCCUGCGAUCCCAACACCAUAUCCUGUUUUCACGGAGACACGUUGCUAGUUCGAGCUCUGAAGAGAAUUAAACCCGGCGAAGAAAUAUUCAAUUGCUAUGGACCUCAUUACAAGAGAAUGAGUAGAAGUGACCGGCAGGAAGCACUUCUCAGUCAGUACUCGUUCACCUGUUUGUGUACAGCGUGCGAACGUGAGAACAAACAUCAUGAUGAUGAUGAUGACGACGAUGAUGAUGAUGACGAUGAUCUGAAACAUGUUUCUACUAUCGCCCCUUGCGAUGAUGUGUUUAUCUGUAAGAGCUGUCAGGGGAGGUUGGUGCGAUGUAGUCAUCAUCAUCAUCACCACCGACAUUCUCCUACUCAUAAAUCAUCAUCUAAGCAGGCCAGCAGUGGAGAUAGUAUCAGUGAUAACGUUAUCAGUAGUAGAAAUAUUAGUAGCACUGAUGAUGGGGAUGAUGAUAGGAUGGUUAAAUAUGUAUGCGUGGAUUGUAAGACUGGUGCAGAUGAGAACCAUUCCAAGUUGAUAAGUAAGAACUUUGACGAGUCCAACGCGUUGUUUGAACUGGCGAACGAUCACCUACGGCGAGGAAAUACCGAUGAGGCAUACGGCUUGUUCGAAAGAUGUUGCUCGUUGAGGAAGGCAAUAUACCAGCCAAUGAGCAUUCAGGUUGCAAAUGUGUUGGAUGCUCUCGCCCAAUCAUCUUCUAUUAUUGGUGACUUUCCCACCUCACAAAGUUACCUCAAGUGCAGUUUGUCGAUAGUGGAGCACGUGUACGGUAGGAAGAGCAUUGAACACGCCAAUGAAGUGAGGAAGUACUCGGAAGUUUGCUGGCAGGCUGGCUCGCUGGAGGAGGCCAGAGAUUCUGCUGGGAAGGCGCUGAGGAUGUUUGAAGUUUUGUACGGACAUGAGCACAAAAGUUGUCAUGAACUACGAAAUGCCAUAGCGUCGAUGAAUUUCUGCCUUUCAUGAUAUUUUUUAUUUUUAACUUUCUAUACUUUGUUGGCUGAAUUUUUAUAAAAAUUUUAGUUGUAGUUGUAGUAUACAUAGAAGAAUGUAAUAGAAGUCCACAAAUUUGGUGCGUUCAAUAAAACUCGAUGAUCAUAGCAUAGGAAUGAUCAAAUAAACUUUCCGUCGAUUAGUUCGAUUUAAAUCAAUAACUAAAUAAAUACUAAACAGUACAAUAAAUUGACACAAACUGGACAAAAUAUAUUUAAUUAAAAUUU
Messenger RNA from Helobdella robusta, 2699 nucleotides. RefSeq lists its product as hypothetical. The record is from RefSeq and is a predicted model, not a curated record. The transcript is spliced from 17 exons. Gene Ontology annotation, molecular function: protein binding. Bases 106 to 2445 code for a protein of 779 amino acids. NCBI's taxonomy places the organism in Eukaryota, Metazoa, Annelida, Clitellata, Rhynchobdellida, Glossiphoniidae.